Messenger RNA from Ooceraea biroi (clonal raider ant), 6389 nucleotides. Its product is annotated as (E3-independent) E2 ubiquitin-conjugating enzyme UBE2O. NCBI's taxonomy places the organism in Eukaryota, Metazoa, Arthropoda, Insecta, Hymenoptera, Formicidae. The record is from RefSeq and is a predicted model, not a curated record. Gene Ontology annotation, molecular function: ubiquitin conjugating enzyme activity.
AGAGUACAUGGGCAGAGGAAAGAUGGCUGCUUCGGCGAACGUUACGCCGGAGAACCAAUACUUCUACGAGGAUGUUGUCUACCGCGUGGACAAGCGGGGUAAUGUUGUCUUCGGCAUCGUCAUGGAGAAUGACGAUCAGGACAUGUCCGAGGAGAGCUCCGACAGCGAGGAGAGCCCACCGAAGCGUAAGAAGGGCGAGAUCCGUAUGAUCUGGCAUCCGUCCGGCGUCGACGAGUUGGUCAACUGUAAGAAGGUUCAUCUGGCCGACAGAACGCUCAUGCCAGGAGAUGUGGUGCGCAGGAUGAUCAAGGGAAAGGAUACACAGAGGGGCUACUGCAGGGACAAGGAACUGACCGCCUGUGUGCAGGUGAUUGGCACGAAGCAGGUGCUUACGGACAUCAAGAGCGAAGAUCUCAUCCCGCUGCAAGAAUUUGCAACAGAUAUGGCGGUCUGCAUGGACUCGUGGGUCGGUGGCAUCAGAAUGACGCACUUCAAAUUGUGGCUCGUAACACCGGACGGAUCGCACUGUGUUAUAAAUGAGAUGGAUUCCUGUGUGUUGGGCCAGUUGGAGGAGACACGCGACAAUGAUAACGAUUUUCCACACUCGGAAUUCUAUCCUGGUCAGAGUCUGUGCGGGCCGGUUCACUGUCUGGAGGAGGCACAGUGGAUCCAGUGCACGAAGGAAAUGAAGGCAAAGAGGAAACUGAAGCCGCAGAAGGUAACGAAAGUAAUCGUGGAGAAAGUGGAGACCGAUUGGGUCGGCGUGCAUUGGCAGUGCCGAGCGUAUUCGAAAGACGGCGCUUGGUCCGGUCAUCAGGCUCAGCCAAAGUUCGUGGUCGAGGGUGAGGACCUGAAGAAGCUGAAAUUGCUGAAUGUGUUCGAGCCGUCGACGGUGCAGGUCGGCGAUCGCAAUUUUUAUAUCAUCAAGGGCAACGAAAACGUUAUCACGCGGGAGCAGUGGCGGAAACAGCAGCGGGAUGUCUACCAAGUUCCUAAGCAAAGUCCGAAGAAGACUCGCCCGAACAUUACGGUGACGAAAUUGCCGGACGAUAAGAAGAAGGAACAGAAGAAGCCCGAUAAACAAUCGGCGGAGGACAGCAGCCAGAAUAAUGGUGUUCAUUCGCAAGAUACUACGGGCAAUAACACUUUGAUGCCACCACCGCAUAAUCAGCAUGCCGAGAGCUCGGACGAGUGGGAUACCGAGGAUACGACGGGUUCGCAAAGCGAUACCGCUUCGGUCUCUAGCGGCUGCUCUAGUAUGUCGUCAAUGGGAAAGAAAAAAAAAGGUCCUGCAUUGAUGACGAAAGUGCUGAAGAAAAAGAAGUUGCGCAAAGCGAAAAAGAAAGUGCCGCCUGUCCCAUUAAUUCCCGGGACUAAGAUAGUCGUAGAAACGUUGUCCACUAAUACGAAAGCAAACGUGGUGUGGCAAGAUGGCUCAGUAGAAUUUGGCAUACCGUCAACACAAUUGUAUCCAAUUCAUCAUCUGGAUGACAAGGAAUUUUUCCCGGGCGAUUUCGUAGUAGACCAAAAUGAAGAGUCUAGAAUGUACGGUGUUGUACAAAGCGUUGAUCAUCAGGGCCGUACUGCCAAGAUAAAGUGGUUUAGAACAUAUACUUCUAGUCAAAAUCCAGAACCGACUUUUCUGGAGGAGCGUGAGGUGAGCGUGUACGAUUUGAAGGACCACCCGGAUUUCCAGUAUAGACCCGGUACCCUGGUGAUUCGAAUAGCGAAUUUCGAGGGCGAAGACGCCGGAUGCACCGCCGGUCAAGUCCUGGAUAAUUAUCCGGAGGGGCGUGUGAAAGUGUGGUGGGUCGACAGCCACAUCAGCAUGUGCUGGCCACAGGAUUUAUACAAGGUCAGCGAAUACGACAGCGACGAGGGGGAACCGUGGGACGACGUAUCGUCCGAUUCCUCGUGGGAGACGGAACUGGAGGACUGCUUCAUCGCCGAUAACGACGGUACGGAACAGACGGAAUUCGAGAACAUAAAGCCAAAGUUAGCGGCGCACAUCGAGAAGGCUAGGAUCGCGAUGUCGAGGCUGGAGGAGAUCUUCACACAGAACCCAUCGCUGCAAACGACCGAGGUGAUGAGAAAACUCCUCGAAGUCUACAAGGAUUGCCGUUACAUGGACAAACUGAUGGGCACCUCGUUCUUCCACGAGUGCCACUUCCAGGGGCUCCUCGAACGAGUGAGGGAACGCGGUAGAGCGAACGUUGCGCAACGCAUGGCGGAUCAAGUGACGAGGCUCUUCACGCCCAAAUCCGAGUGCCCGGAAGAAUCGAUAAAUGACGAUAACGUGAAGAGUACGAGCAACGACGGUGAUCAAUGUGCCGCGGGCACACCGGAGAAACAAGCUGUUACGAUCAUCGGCAGAUCUGAGACUGACAAUAUUACCAGAAUCGAGAAUAAUAGCAAGAAACAGAGCGAGGAGCAGAACGCGGAGGAGGAGUCUGUAAAUCGGUUAUUCAUACGACCGAAUAAUCCUAAUCCCGAGGAUUCCGGUCUGUACUCGGCGGAAAACUCGAAGAAGGAAUCGGGCUCGAGCGAGUCCAGUGGCGAGUUCCUCAUGAGCGAAGACGUCAAUAACGUGCCGGAAGGCUCAUCCACGACGAACGAUACAGCUCCGCCCGAAGAAGAGAAGAAGAUCGAAGUUAGUAGGGUGAAGAAAGUGCCGACGAGUCUCACGACUUCUCAGAACAUUGGGACGUCGCACGUGUGUGUCAAACUGUGUAACCUGAUAAAGGCGCAGCUCGUGCUGGCGCACGGCGAGGUGUCCAAGCGAUUCGGUCUGGGCAAGAUGUCACUAUCGGACGCGGAGAAGACCUCGUCGCCGCAGAAGAAGCAGAAGGAGGAGGAACACGUGGAAGUGAUGACAGAGCCAUCCGAGUGCUCGAUCGAGAUCCCACCGCCGGUUUACACCGAAUUACACGAGGGCUUCUCCAUAGAGGAGACCGCGCCCGAUUGCCACAAGUUCAAGCUGACCAUGUUCCAGCCCACCGAUCCGACGAACUUCUUCAGGACAGUCUCCAAGGAAUUGAAACUGCUGAAGAGCUCGCUUCCGCCGGGCGUGUGGGUGAAAGGAUUCGAAGACCGCAUAGACCUGUAUUCCGUGAUGUUCUGUGGGCCUGAGAAGACGCCCUACGAGGAUGGCCUUUUCCUUUUCGACUUUCAGUUGUCUGCUGACUAUCCGGCUGCGCCGCCGCUCUGCCACUACAUCUCUUACUGCAGCGACCGACUGAAUCCGAAUCUCUAUGAGGACGGGAAGGUGUGCGUGAGUUUGCUGGGUACCUGGUCUGGUCGCGGCACGGAGGUGUGGACGAGCUCGUCCACCCUGCUGCAGGUGAUCGUUUCGAUACAGGGUCUGAUUCUCGUGAGCGAGCCGUAUUUCAACGAAGCCGGAUUCGAGAAGCAGAAGGGCUCGCAACAGGGACACGAGAACUCGAGGAUGUACAACGAGAUGGUGGUGCUAAAACUGGUACAGGCGCAGACCAAGCUACUGCUGCAUCCGCCGCUCGUAUUCAAGAGCAUUAUCAUCACGCACUUCAAGAAACAUGCCGAAAAGUUGUUACAGAGGCUGGAACUGUGGAUGGAGAUAUCCGAGAAGCAUAAUAAUCAGCAUCCGCUGUCGCCAGUCACUCCCACCACGUUUAAAAAGAUUACCGAUGAGAUUGAUGAAAAGGUGUUGCCCGAAUUUCCGCUCAUCCCGGCAUCCCGAGGUUUCUGCAUAACUCUUCGCAAGACUCUAGCGACGUUCAAGCAAGUGCUCAUUAAGGAAAAUAUAAUGCAGCGACCGAGUGAAUGGCAGGACAGUGAAAACGCUAUGGAGUUAACGAACGGUAUCGCCAAUGAGUGCCAAGAAUCUGCCAGAUCUGUCGACAGUAAAGUAGCGGCGGAACAUAACGAGAGCAGUGACGGCAAUAGGCAGGAAAGUAGCAAGAAGCCGACCCCGAGCAGCAAUCAAUCCACGAAGGAAGCGAUGUCACCUUUCGCAACGAAUGGUUUCGCGGUGGCGCCGAGCGAAACGAAAAAAAGUACUUCGAGCCAAAACACCAGCUAGCCACAAGGUAAAAGUAAGCAUAAGUCGAAAAGCUUAGCUCGUUUAAAUUGUGCGAUUAUUCGGUAAUAUUCCAAUAAUUUAUCGAAAUUUCGAAUCACAUAUACACACGCUAAUAUAUAUAUACACACACACAUACGUACACUGGCGAUGCGUAUCUAUCGAUAAUAACAAUAAUUCGAUAAUCCUUAAACAGAAACGUCAGCGACAGACAGAGAAGGAGAGUCGUUACUCCGCAACUAGAGACAAUUAUUGUUCCGAGAGUAAUAGCGACACGUGAAAGCGCAAUCAUAUUGGCACGUAUGAACAGAGGAACUCAAUCUUGCGACUCGCAUCCACACGAUUUCGUAUACUAUCGAGACGAACUGUACAAUUGUUGCGUUAAUAUUCGGCAUCGAGACACUGAAACAUGAGAAAGAAGGGAAGAAAACCUAUGUAAUAUUUCCUGCAUUUAAUUACAUACUUCGUAAGCGAGGUUGUUGCGUUGUCUGUCACGGAGUAAGAAAUUAGCUCGAAUGAUUGAUUUAACGAGAAGCAGAUGCAUCUGUUACGUAGAGCGAGGAGGAGUCAAGUGGGAUUUGCCAUUCUGUAAAAAGAGAGAAGAGAAACGAAAAAGAUGGAGGCGGCAGAUGAAGACCAGUAGCAAUGUAAACGUCGAUACUAACGGGGGAGACACUUUGCAAUAGCGUGAUAAUAAUACGUUAAUUCUACGCAGCACAUUUUCAUGAUCGCACUUUCAACGAUCGUUGCAACGGUUAUUUCUCCUGCCUCCAUCGAGCUAUAACUUGAAGUUACUAAUGCCAUCCAAGUAUUACGAGAUACUCUCACGCGAAACUUUUUUUUUAUGAAGUGAUUUUAAUCGCAGGCGUCUAUAGGGCAUAAUUUAGGGAAAACAAAAAUCCAUAUAUAGAUGAGAUCUACGACGGCUAUAUGGCCAAGUAACAGUCCAGUGUGUUACGGAUUUUCUUAGCGUAGCUUGUAAAAGCAUAGGGAUUAGAGAGAAACGCGUUACUCUUUCGUUGCUGAAAUUUUCCACGCAUUCGGAGAUGGAUUUCCUCUCCAUUCCUGUUGUUUUUCUAGGUAUAGCCGCGAGGAAGAACUGAUUCGAGUAUAUUCAUCGUUCUAAUAAUUACUAUUAUUAUUAUUAUUUAGUAGCUAAUGAUUAAAGUGCACCAUAAACAGUGUAUAACAGUAUUAUUUAUUUAAUUUCUUUAAUUUCUAGCGUAUUCAGGAAUUAGGAAGCUGUUUCUCGUAGACCUAUGUUUAUACCGAUACACAUGUGAAAAGAUAACCGGAUCAAAAAGAAGGAUUAAAAAAAGAGGCUUUCAGAUUGAUUAAGAGCCAUGGAGCGUUCAAAUUUUUAGUCCGAGCAAUUGCUUUCUUUUUUGUUAUCUUUCUUUUAUAAUAUUUCAAACAAGAAAAAGACGUGCGUAUCCGCAACUGUUUAAUAGUAAUUAGCUUACAUGCGCUGAAUCUUUAUAUGUCGAUCGAUCGUUUUGUCUCGCUCAGCAAAGGACGGAAAGGAAGACUCUUCGAGAGAGUAUGGUGCUGAUGAGCGAAUUGCGACAAGAGACGUCUACAAGACGUCUCUGGAAAGCUUACAAGCUUGUGGUUCUUAUCAAAAGCGUAGAGAAGUGUGCUGAUAUAAUGAAAAACCGCCGAAACGUGAGACUUGUGGAAUGCCUUGUAUAUGUGCCAGUUGUAUUUAUAUUAAUUGCAAUAAUUACAUUCGUAAGUUGUGUUCGAAGCUUUAUUUCACGUCGCACUUCUUCGAAAGUGAACGAGGAGAAGAGAGAGAGAAAAAAAGAGAAGUGUAUAAUAAAAGGAGGUCGGCAAAUUGAGCGAAUUGCUAUAAUCGCGUCGUUGCUAACCGUUUCGAGAACGUAAAAGAAAGAAAAAAAUGCAUAUAUAUAUUCUAGUCUAGUGCGAAGUUGUACGAUGAAUUUUUGUAUUUAAUUUAUUUCUAAUUAAUUUUUAUUUUUUCAUUCAUUCUCGGGGAUUACUCUUCCUGUCCUUCCCCUUCGCUCUCUCAUUCGUUAUCGUUUUUUUUAUUCUCAUUAUAUAUUUAUUUAAAUAUUAAAUGCUAUUCAAGAUUGAAGAAUGAAUCCUCCCUUAGCGGAGUCAUCAUUUUAUGUCUGUAAAAAAGUUCUGUUGAAAAAGGCAUCCAUUGAGCUCAAUCCAUCGUUUGCUUCUUCGUUUUACUGCGUUGGCGUCGAUCGAAUCGCAACUGCAACGAUUCUGUGAGAAAAGUUCCAUAAAAAAGUUGAUAGUUUAUUACAGAUGUGUAACUUGCAAUUUCCUUAAUUUUAAAUCAAUAAAAAGUCAUUAGAGGAUC